Molecule: messenger RNA, 945 nt
Organism: Helianthus annuus (common sunflower)
Lineage: Eukaryota; Viridiplantae; Streptophyta; Magnoliopsida; Asterales; Asteraceae
Exons: 2
Coding region: 1-945 (314 amino acids)
Source: RefSeq, a predicted model, not a curated record
AUGCCGGCCCACAUCAGAACAUAUGAUGGGACUGAAGAUCCUGAAGACCAUCUUCAGAUCUUUACCGGAGCAGCAAGAAUCGAGAAAUGGUCGAACGCUGAAUGUUGCUUAAUGUUCAUGCAAACCCUUGUGGGAUCGGCAAGAAUCUGGUUCAAUGACUUACCUGCUCAAAGCGUUCGAAGCUUUGACGAUCUUAGCAAGGGGUUCUUAGCCAAUUUCUCCCAGCAAAGGCGAUAUGUCAAAGAUGCUACAGUGAUUUUCCAGAUCAAGCAAAGAGAUGACGAAAGCCUUCGGGAAUUCAUAGAAAGAUACAAGAGGGAAGGCCUAACUUAUGUGGGAGCAGACGAGAAAAUGAGGGUGGCCGGUUUUAUGAACGCCAUAACAUCCAAAUACCUCACAAGAGAUUUCAACAAAUCCCUCCCCAAGACCUUGGAAGAAGCUCUUGAAAGGGCUGAGGCCCACAUUCGAGGAGAAGAGUCAGUGGAUAUCAAAGAACAAAGGAAGAGAGGGUCCAGCUGGCGAGACCAUCGAAGGUCUGAAGGUCGCAACCCUUCCAACAGGGAAAAAGGCAUGAGUUUCAUCCAUCUCACCAAAACUCCUCAAGAAAUCCUGGCAACCGAAGAGGUUAAGCAAAACUUUCGACCUCCUAGGCCUCUCCCCAAAAGCAGAAAGAAUGAAAACUCCACACAAUAUUGUGAAUUUCAUGAAGAAAAGGGCCACCACACCAAUGACUGCUUCCAACUUAAGAAAAGAAUUGAAGAAGCUGUCAAGUCCGGAGAACUUGCUCACUUGGUGAAAGGAGUAAGGGACAAAAUGGCUGAAGGAAAAGGUAAGGAAGUCAAUAUGGUGGAUUUUGAUGGAAGGGUUCCACAGAAGAGACAACGGUUGGAGGCUUGGGAGCUUCAGUGUGUUUGCUUUCCCCCAACAGAGAAAGACCCUCUUUAA